This is a messenger RNA of Sinocyclocheilus rhinocerous, 765 nucleotides long. Its product is annotated as Golgi apparatus protein 1-like. Gene Ontology annotation, molecular function: fibroblast growth factor binding. Gene Ontology annotation, cellular component: Golgi membrane. The transcript has 5 exons. NCBI's taxonomy places the organism in Eukaryota, Metazoa, Chordata, Actinopteri, Cypriniformes, Cyprinidae. Bases 64 to 765 code for a protein of 233 amino acids. The record is from RefSeq and is a predicted model, not a curated record.
AGCGCUGAGUCUUCAGCAGCAGGAGGAGAGAGAGGAGCUUGAUUCAGCUGUUUGUGGCCGAAGAUGGCGGAGUGUGGACGUGUUCAGCAGCUGCUGCUCCUCUUGUCUCUCUGCCUUCUCACCGUACAGGCUCUUAAACCUCUUCCAGGUUUCGGGAAUGUCCAUCCUCCGGCUGCAGCUAUGCACCAGCAGUUCAGAGCCGCGCUACCGAAUCCCGGGAAUAACGCCGCCGCCGCGUCCUCCGGUUCUCAGUCUAGAAGAUCUACCGGCUGGAAGCUGGCAGAAGAACAGGCCUGCCGGGACGACGUGACCCGGCUGUGUCCAAAACACACCUGGACAAAUAACCUGUCUGUACUGGAAUGCCUGCAGGACAAGAAGGAGGACACAGAGAUUGCUGCAGACUGCAACCAUCUGUUGUGGAACUACAAGUUGAAUUUGACCACAGAUCCGAAGUUUGAGUCCGUGGCGCUGGAAGUGUGUACGAGCACCAUGUUAGAGCUGAAGGAGUGUGCAGAUGAGGAGCGGGGGAAAGGCUAUCUGAUGCCCUGCCUGGUGGACCACCGCGCCAACAUCACAGAACGCCAGUGUCAUCAGUACAUCACCAAGAUGACCAGCAUCAUCUUCAGCGACUAUCGGCUCAUCUGCGGCUUCAUGGACAAAUGCAGAGAAGACAUCAACACCCUGCAGUGUGGAAGCAUAGCUGUCGGAGAAAAACGCUACCCAGGUGGGAGAGGGCAGAGUGUACAAAUGCCUGUUCAACCAUAA